GAAAAAUAGAAUGAGUAACUUUAGUUUCUCUCUCUCUCUAUCUCUACAGGGGUAUUUUAGUAAUUACACCUGCGCUCGCCUGUAAAUGCUUAUUUAUAAAAGCAGAAGAUAAUCGCAGAGACAAAAGCCGUUGCUGAUGUAAAAAUUCUGAAUGGAGCAACAGCCACAGAGCGCCGCCGAAGACGACUCAACCGCUACCACAAGCUCCGCCGAUAAGCCCGCAGCUACACGCGGCGGCACGCGCCACCCCCUCUUCCGCGGCGUGCGUAAGCGCCGCUGGGGUAAAUGGGUCUCCGAAAUUCGGGAGCCGCGUAAGAAGUCGCGCAUAUGGCUCGGCUCCUUUCCUGCGCCGGAGAUGGCGGCGAAAGCCUACGACGUCGCCGCCUACUGCCUCAAAGGCCGCAAGGCGCAGCUCAACUUUCCCGACGAGGUGCACCACUUGCCACCGCUCCCGCCGCCGUCAGCCUGCACGGCCAGAGAUAUUCAAGCCGCCGCGGCCAAGGCGGCGCACAUGAUGAUGGUCAAGGUCGCCGCCUCUUCCUCGCCGGAGAAGAGCAGCAUUGCUUCCGACGGCGACGGCGACGAUUUUUGGGGCGAGAUAGAGCUGCCGGAGCUCAUGAACAGCAAGUGGUGGACUUCCUACGGCGACAUCACGGUGUUGCCGGAGGUUGAGCUUCCACCGCAGCAACCUUUCACGACGGCGUGUUUAUAGUGUGUAAUAAUAACUUAUAAUGCUCUUGUGCUCUCCUUUGCUUUUGUGUUCUCAUCACAAUAAUAAUUAUAACUAUUAUGAUUAGUAGUUGUAGUAAUAAUAAUAU
Molecule: messenger RNA, 818 nt
Organism: Abrus precatorius (Indian licorice)
Lineage: Eukaryota; Viridiplantae; Streptophyta; Magnoliopsida; Fabales; Fabaceae
Product: ethylene-responsive transcription factor ERF023-like
Exons: 1
Coding region: 152-712 (186 amino acids)
Biological process (GO): regulation of DNA-templated transcription
Molecular function (GO): DNA-binding transcription factor activity; DNA binding
Source: RefSeq, a predicted model, not a curated record